Molecule: messenger RNA, 1606 nt
Organism: Bolinopsis microptera
Lineage: Eukaryota; Metazoa; Ctenophora; Tentaculata; Lobata; Bolinopsidae
Exons: 4
Coding region: 93-770 (225 amino acids)
Source: RefSeq, a predicted model, not a curated record
AGGCUGCAAACACAAAUAUUGUGGCCCUAACCGACCUUAUCCUAGUAAGCAUGGAUUAAAUAUGUCAGCACCAUGAAGUGAACCGUAACAAGAUGAUGAACUAUAGAAACCUGGUUCAGUUCGUGGGCUACGAGGGACCUAUCCACAUGAACGAGGACCAGUUCAGAGCCUUCUGGAACCCUCUUAGUGAACCGUAUAGGAGAGAGGGAGGUAUCUCCAAAGUCAUACUGUCCCAGCACAGAAGUGGCUACUUUGACUUCAACAAGAAGCUCCCGUACAUGUAUCUCAGCAAGAGUUGGUGGUUUCCAGGUUAUAAAACCAAGAAAACCUUCCUGAGCGGGAGGAGCGGUAAGAUUGGCCCCGUGUCUGUUAAUCAACUCGGGAUCUUCCAGCUCCGGGAGACCAAGACGAAGAAUAGUAAAACUUUCAACCAUCUCCCUCACAUGCCAGAUAAAGAUAUUCUUAAACUUAUGGGUAUAGUUUCAGUGGACCAAAGUAACUGCGACCUAUCAGAACCCUCCAUGUUAGGAGAGAAAAUGAGCAAGCUGAGUGGGUACCUGUGCCACUCUAUCUACGAGCUACACCCUGUAGCGAGAGAGUAUCACACACAGAAGAGGAGAAACAAGGAAACUCCUGAAUCAGAGCAAACCCCUUGGAUGAGGUGUCCGUGUCGUAUUAGUGGCUGGAUUGUAGAAGUUUACUUCAACUCAAAGGACGUGGACACUCAAGGGCGUGUGCAACGCAGCGGACCAGUUCUAUCAGAACUUUAAGUACUGGAAGUUCGCGUUCCACAAGGACCAGGACCUGAUCGAGACACCCACCACCAGAUCGGACUCUGACCUGGACCUGGAUGAGGCUGAUGAGCACGCAGACCACCUGCUCGUAUCGAGCAUAUAACGUGAGGAGUUAGACAUCUUGCAGUCGACUUAGUCUUAGGUGAAUGAUCCAAUCUUAUUGUAGCAGCAUUUGGUAUUCUGAGGAUAUGUUAUUAAUCAAAUGAGAGGGUUGGAGUAAAAAAUGUUUUGCCAUGAGUGUUUUGGUGGGGAACGAUUUAGGGUUAAAUACUAGAUUUUAUUUUUCAAGGAAGUGUUGUAAAUACGUUUAAGAAUUUACGUUGAGAGUAUAACUAUUAACUAAUUCUGACUGUAAAUAGAUGCCAACUUAUUACUUUGAUCUGGCCGUUAAACUUACAGUUUAACUUGAUUAAUUCUUCCCAAGGUUAGUUUUACAUUUAAUAAGCUCAUUAGUUACGUCUUAUAGUUAGGGAGUUUUGAAAUUACUUAUGUCAAUAAAUUUAGCAUCGAAUGUUACCUUACGCCAAGAAAUACUUGAAUGAAAUCCAUGUUCAGACCAUCUUGGUAGUACUGGUAGUGAUUUUGGUUUACGGGCCUUAUUACAGCUUAUCUUUUAGAGUUAUAAGCUUAAUGAUAUGGCUACUGGCUAGUACUUUUAAUUAUCUUAGGUUGCCUUAGGCAACAACGUACUGGUUACUUCUUCAUGCUGACGAUCUCUUGUACAUUGUAGUAGAAUAGGUUUUUAUGACAAAUUUUAUUGUAUCGUUUUUAUGUUUUUAUUUUUCGUUUUAUAAAAAAUUGUGUCUUAUUUU